UUUUUGUUGGUAACAGGAAACUAAAAUGUUUUGGCCUACAAAAUGACGUCACGGGGUUUUGUGCGCUGCGCCCCCUGCCUGAAGAGCGCGUUCCUGCACGCAAGCGCCGGUCAGCUGAUCUGAUGUGCUGUGUCAUCACGUGUCCAUAGCAACCGUCCCCGGACUGAUUGUGAGACUGGCGGAUUCUGGAAGUGAUUUGGAUAAUAUUUCAUUCACAAAUGUAAGACUCUCCGGCGCAGCUGAAGGUCGGGAUGUUGAUGACGCUGAUGUAAAGAGAUGGCGGAGAAGCGUCGCGCCGGUGUCGUGAUCAUGUCCGACUCCAAAUCUGCCGCAGCCGACGGCGAUCAGGAGUUCCUGUCGCAGGCCGGAGUCAGCGCGCUGCUCAGAGGAGCCCUGCUCAAACUGCUCGAGUCCAGACCCGAGGAUCCCGUCGGUUUCCUGGCCGAACAUUUCGGUCAUUUGUCGUCGGAGGCUGAUGACGGAGGAGCGGAGCAUCAGAGCGUGAGCCGCGCGCUCUGGCACCUGAGUCUCGCGCAUCACUCGCAGAGGUCAGCAUUUAACAACAACGUCCGUGUGGCGUAUGAGCUGCUGACGCAGGGCGUCCCGUGUCGUGUGAGCGGCGGUGGCGGUGUGCGCGGGCGUCUGUACUCGGAGAUGCUGCGGUGUCUGUGCAGUGAAGGCGGGCUCUCGGGCUCCACCGCCGCUCCGCUCCUGCGCCGCAUCCAGAGCCACGACUACGAGGCCGUGCCCUUCGAGCUCUUCCGGCAGGGCGUCCUGACCUGCGCCGUGUUCGCCGACUACAUCCGUAAGUCCCAGUGUCUGUACGCGGCGGUGGCCAGCGCUCCGGACCGUCCCGCCGAGAGGACGCUGUGCCAGGCGGUGCUCUCCACCCUCCGCGAGGCGCUGGAGACGGCGGACGGCACCGACGUGGCGCGGUAUCUGGAGGCCAGUGCCAAAAUCUCUCCUGCCAAAGUGGCGCAGGCCAUGGCGGAGGUUCAUCCGCGCGCGCAGCUGCAGGACGGUCCCACGAUGGACGCGCAGGAGUUUGAAGACGCCGCCGCAGCGCUCUUCAUCGCUCGAGUGCGAAUCGUCACCUGAAAUCACCAAAAGUUUAGCAUGGAUCGUUACUAUUGAGAACUAAGCGUAUUGCACAAACUAGAUGAAGUAAUUUCAUAAAAAGAAAACAAGUUGAGUCGAACAGCAUUCACGUUUUUACUUCUAGAUGCAUUUUUACAUUGUUCAAACAUAUGCAUUUUCUCAAACCAUUUCACGUCACACUGCAAAAGAUUUCAGUGUUAUUUUCUAGUACAAAUAAAGAUGCAUUUAUUAGAGAAACAAAAUGACAAAAUAUUAACUCUUGUUUUGUGAAAAAAUGAUUAAAUAUACUUAAUUUAAAAAGGUCUUUAAAAAGGGUCUUUCAAAAGUCUUAAUUCAUCCAUUCACAAAUUAAGACCUUUAAGUGCAAAAACGUUUAAAUUCAUAGUCGUGGCAUUAAAUAUUGCAUGCAUUGCAAAUAUAAAUAAAUAAAUAAAUGCAUAAAGAAAGAAAAUAUCUUCCUCAGUAUUUUUGCCUUGCUUUCCAGUACAAAUAUAUGAACAUCCUUAAAUUGAGAUACAUUUACUGAAAACAAAAUGACAUAUGAGGUCUUUUAUUCUGAAAAAUGAUCCAUGAUUAGGUGAGUUUAUGCUUAAAACAAGAAAGUCAGGUCAGAAAAAUAAACAAAAAUAGAAGUUAUUAAAUUCAUAAUGUUGUGGCAUUAAAUAUUGCAUGCAUUACAAAAAAAUAAAAAUAAAUAUAUAUAUAAAAAUUGUGAAGACUUUUAGAUUUAACAUUUAUAGAAAAAAGAAUAAACAAUACUUAAACAAUAUAUAUAUAUAUUAUAUAUAUAUAUAUAUAUAUAUAUAUAUAAACUCACUUCAUUUGGAUGCAUUUUUUUUAGAAAACUUAUAUAACUUUUUUUUUUCAGAAAAAAGAAAAACAAAAUCUGUACAUUUUAAUAUUUUGUAAGUUUGCUUCUCAAGUAUCUUGAUUUUACUGUUUUUAGAUAUUUGUAAUGAUCAACAAAACAAAAACACUAAGUAAGAAUACACAAAAUAUCAAAUAUAAUAAAAAAUAAUUACUAGAUUUUUAUCACCGUCCAAUGAGAAACACAUUAAUAUCACAUCAGCUUCUACAAAAUUAACUUAAAUCUUAGUUUUAAGGAUUUUGAGAUGCAAAAUAAAGAUAUGAAGAUUUGAAAACAUGAAGUCUUGUAUUCUGAGAAAUAUAACAAAAUGAAGUGAGUUUAUGUUUAAAAUGAACAGACAUCUGUUUUGAUCUUGUUUUAAUCAUAAACUCAUGUUUCACACAUGACAUUUUUCACUUUCUAAAAAAAUAAGACUUCUUAUGUCAUUUGGCAUCUUAAGUAAAUGCGUCUUUUAAUAGUUUUUAGAUAUUUGCACUGGAAUACAAAACAAAAACACCAACUUUUAGAAAAUGUAUUCAUAGAUCUGAGGGAAACACAUGCAGUUUCAUGUACUUUGCUCACUGGCAUCGAAGUGAAUCGUGAUUUUAUCUUGUUUCUAGCUAAAGUCUAAUAUCAGUGUGAAACCUCAGUUCAGGAAGUGUUUGCAGUGUAUUUCUGUUAUAGAUAUCUGAAAGUGAAUUGGUUCCCCUUUCAGUAUCCAGACAUGAUGAACAACAGUUUCACACAUACUAAAAUCAGCACUCACCACACAUUAACUCCUCGUUCUGUUGCAUUUUCACUUGGAACAAACAUAGGGACAUUUUAAUGAAAGUUUAUGCAAAUGUGCAUGUUUGAAUCGUUCACAAUUACACCAUUGUUGUCUCAUUUGCAUUAGUAGACACACUAAAAACCUUGUUCAGAGGAAUAACUACAGUCAUAACAGAGAAACGGCUCAUCUUUACAGCUCUGCAUGUACAUUUGGAAGCAUCAAUUAUCUAUUUAUUUAUCAAUGUAAUAUAAUCAUACUCAGAACCUUUUUUGCAUAUUUUCCCCUGACCAAUGAACUUUUCCACUCAUUUCUUUAUGAACUAGUGGGAAAAUGCUGCUUUUUUUGCGUGUUUUUCUAAUUUACAAAAAUGUUCAGUAUGAUUUCAGCAUAAUAACUGGAGCAAAAAGUUUAAAAAUAAACAAGAAUUUGAG
Molecule: messenger RNA, 3145 nt
Organism: Labeo rohita (rohu)
Lineage: Eukaryota; Metazoa; Chordata; Actinopteri; Cypriniformes; Cyprinidae
Gene: tpgs1
Product: tubulin polyglutamylase complex subunit 1
Exons: 2
Coding region: 277-1098 (273 amino acids)
Biological process (GO): protein polyglutamylation
Molecular function (GO): microtubule binding
Source: RefSeq, a predicted model, not a curated record